Molecule: messenger RNA, 613 nt
Organism: Talaromyces proteolyticus
Lineage: Eukaryota; Fungi; Ascomycota; Eurotiomycetes; Eurotiales; Trichocomaceae
Exons: 2
Coding region: 26-328 (100 amino acids)
Source: RefSeq, a predicted model, not a curated record
UGCAAGAUAUUCCAUUGUGCCGGCCAUGGGUACACGCAUCCAUCUAACCCGUCCAUGGUUCUGGAGGACGGCGAGAACCAGCCACCGACCGUCGGCAGACUUUUUGAAUUUGCAUCGGUGGAAAUCGUCCCUGUUACUUGCGUACCUCUCGGCGUGUGGGACUAGCGGGAUCCGGGAUGAGAGAUUCAUCGAUGAAAGUAUCCAUGAGGAAAUGAGAGACAGCAAUGUAACUGAUGAGUCUGUCUGUGGCAGGCUACAGACGACAAGCCGACGCGAACAAGGCAGAGAUAUUGAGCCUGAGGGCGGAGAGAUCGGCUCCCUGGACUAGGUUCCAUAUGUUGAUUUCGGGGUGAGAUUGCUGCAGCGGACAGUCAAGGUUAGCAACACUUCUAUGGGACGUUUCUCAUGAUAUGUAGGCAUUUUGGAUGUUGACAUUUUCAAAGCAGGAAUUUAAAUUAAGGGACUUAGAGACAGUCUGAAAUCACAGAUCCUCUAAAUUUCUUAUGUUUCAGUAACACAGUACAUAACUUGAGAUUAUCACGUGUUUUGUGCUCACCGCCGUCAGCUUCUGUAGCCUGGCACAGUCGCAGAAAAUUUCUCAACUUCCGAAAGC